AUGUCUCCCUCCGGUUGUGUUUCUAUGCUUUUCCUUGCGGUUUUGACAUUGCAGAGUGCAGAAACGCGAAGGUUGGGUGAGAAUAACAGUUCAAUCCCUGCAGUUUUUGUUUUCGGUGACUCUACAGUUGAUUCCGGCAACAACAACUACAUUCAAACUAUUAGUCGGAGCAACUUCCCGCCCUACGGAAAGGAUCUCCCCGACCACAUUGCCACCGGAAGGUUCACCAACGGCAAGCUCGUCACCGACUUUUUGGCUUCUUAUGCGGGGAUCAAAGAAAUGAUACCACCCUACUUAGACCCCACGCUUACCGUUGACGACCUCAAGACCGGAGUCUGUUUUGCUUCUGCUGGCACUGGCUUCGACCCCCUUACUGCCCAACUCAAUGUCGUAAUUCCUAUAGAAAAGCAAGUGAAAUAUUUUAAAGAGUACAAAUCAAGAAUGGAAGUGGAGAUUGGAAAGGAGAGGACGAGAAGGCUGAUAAGUAAUGCUUUUUUUCUAAUAAGCGCGGGCACUAACGAUUUUAUGGUUAAUUAUUAUGGGCCCACGCAAAUUCGAAGCAAAACCUACAAUAUUUCUGGCUAUCAGGAUUUUAUAUUACAGCUUGCCCAACAGCUCAUUCAGGGAAUAAUGGAGCUGGGGGCGAGGAGGAUUGCUUUUGUGGGAUUGCCACCAAUAGGAUGCGUGCCAGCUGUCAUCACACUUAAUUCGGACAAUGCCCUCACUCACCGCGGCUGCAUCCAGCGCCUCUCCGCCGUCGCCCGCCGUUAUAACACCUUACUCCAAAUCAAAUUGGCGGCUCUACAAAAGCAAACUCCCGCCGCCACUAUAAUUUAUGUCGAUAUAUUUAAUAACAUAGAUCGCAUGGUCAGAAAUCCCCAACAAUUCGGAUUUGAAAAUGUGAACCAGGGCUGCUGCGGGAGCGGAAUGAUAGAAUUCUCGGUGUUAUGUAAUUCAUACUCUCCGAUUUGCUCGGAUGAUUCAAAGUAUCUCUUCUGGGACGCCGUACACCCAACUCAAGCAGCUUACUAUUCUGUUUUUCUGGGCCUCCGUCCGCUUGUUGAUCGAUUUAUAAAGAAGUAGCUGCUUAGUCCUUUUUGUUUUUUUUUUUAUUCAAAAAUUAUUUUCUCUUUAUUUAUACUAUAUUGAAAAUUUAUUUUUCUUUUAUGUAUAAAGAUUCUCUCCUGAUCCUAUGAAACA
Messenger RNA from Salvia miltiorrhiza (redroot sage), 1200 nucleotides. RefSeq names its product GDSL esterase/lipase At5g45960-like. The record is from RefSeq and is a predicted model, not a curated record. Bases 1 to 1083 code for a protein of 360 amino acids. The transcript has 5 exons. NCBI's taxonomy places the organism in Eukaryota, Viridiplantae, Streptophyta, Magnoliopsida, Lamiales, Lamiaceae. Gene Ontology annotation, molecular function: hydrolase activity, acting on ester bonds.